UGUCAUCUCAAAUCCAGCGCUGCCAACUCAAUGACUCUAUAACUGUCAAAAGUGAAAGCAAAUACGCUCUAAAACCGUUCCUACGUGUCCAAUUCCCUGACCCUAACAUACGUUUUUUGUGAUUUUACAAAACCUACCAAUUUUUGUACUACUUGAGACAAUUCAGUGCGUAAAUUUGUGAAUUCGUGCCGCAUAACCUCACUUUUGUCUGUCAUCAAAUUCAUUGUUUAUUCAACUCUUCCGCGAUGGUGGACGAUGGUGUUUGUUACAAAAGUUCAUCAGGACCGGAUCGUGAUUUUUGUCUCGAUCAGGACAUAGGGCCCACGUUGAAUUUUAAGCCUCGUGGGGGCCUCGCGCGGGCUCUGUACGAGAAGCAGCAAACGGACCACUUCCUGAGUCAGUUUGACAAGAGCCAGUGGUACCACUGCGACUUAUCAAAAAUCCCUCUUGACCUGUCAUCGAAAUUCAUCGAGUUGGGACCAGACGACGAAACCAUCAAAUUUCUUCAACAAUCUGAAGAAAAAUCCGACUGGAUUCUGACUCAAAUUUGGCACUCGGUCGUCAAAGCCUUCCUGGGCUGGUUCAUGACUCAGACAUCCAUCAAUGGAUGGCUGCAAAGGGGGUCCAUGUUUGUGCUCUCCCUCCAGCAGUUCCUCAAACUCCUGCGUGUCGAGGACUCCUGGCACAAGGAGGCUCUCCUGGACCUGGGUGCCGGCGACGGCGAGGUCACCGCUCACCUGGCGUCCCUCUUCGACAAGACCUACGUGACGGAGGUGUCCACCACCAUGCGAACACUUCUCCAAAACCGGGGUUACUCCCUUCUGGACAUCGACUCAUGGCACCAAACGCGCAAAUUCGACCUCAUCUCCUGCCUCAACCUCCUCGACCGCUGCGACACCCCCAACCAGCUCCUCGCUCAAAUAAAAACUUCGCUCAAACCAGACGGCCUAGUCCUCCUCGCCGUCGUCCUCCCAUUUUCGGCAUACGUGGAAGCAGGCUCGCGUGACCACAGACCAACAGAACUGCUUCCAAUCGUCGGUUCUUGUUUCGAGGAACAAGUUAAAAGUGUAGUUGACGAUGUUUUGACUCCUGCAGGAUACGAGGUCGUGUCCUGGACCAGAGUUCCCUACUUGUGCGAGGGGGACUUGCAACAAUCGUACUAUUGGCUCGACGAUGUUGUUUUUGUUUUGAAAGUAGCCAAUUGAGUGGCUUCACUCGUAAAAAUUGACAGAACGAGACAUAUCACUCUGUGUUUUGUAGCCGUGGCUUGGCCUAGCCCCGCCCCUUGUAAGGGAGGGGCUAUGACAGUUAGGGCGGUCCUAAUGUCGUUUUUUUAUUAGCGGGCCUAGUCCAAAGUCUUUAUUUAUUUUGUUAUUAUUGAAACAAAUGACUGACAAUAGUAACGCUGUAUGUAUUUUACCACAUAUCUGCUGCCAAAUAUUGAUGUCAAUUAUAGAUAUUUUCGAAAAAGUGUAACUUUUCUGAUGAUAUUUACAUCAAAUAAAUCUUUUCUUUUA
Messenger RNA from Tribolium castaneum (red flour beetle), 1517 nucleotides. RefSeq lists its product as uncharacterized. Bases 246 to 1205 code for a protein of 319 amino acids. The record is from RefSeq and is a predicted model, not a curated record. Gene Ontology annotation, molecular function: protein-L-histidine N-pros-methyltransferase activity. The transcript has 5 exons. NCBI's taxonomy places the organism in Eukaryota, Metazoa, Arthropoda, Insecta, Coleoptera, Tenebrionidae.